CUCCUCCGACAUUGUAUGUCUUUUACUAAUAUAUUAUUAUUCCUCGAUCCCUCCUCUCUGCCUGUUUAUAUUUUCCUCCUCUUCCCGCUCCACUUUCGGUUCUGUUGAGGGAAAACGCUUCUAUUACCAUUGAGACAGUAAGAGGUUUCUUUUUUUAAAUGAAACCAUAUUAACCUGGAGAUAAGCGAUAACCAACUGUGGAAUCUCUCUCUCAUUCCUUCGGUCUCUUUCUCAAACAUUCUCAUCGAUGCUGUUCAAUUAUUUGUAAAUUAUUUCCUCAUUACUCAUUUCUUUUCGACCCUAUUCUCUCUCAUUUUUUUGGUUUUCAACAUUCUUCUUUAUGUAACGCACACCAAACUCUCUUCUACCAAAGCCAUGGUUUGUAUAUAUAACGACAGUGAUGUCUAAGUAGUAAAAAAAAAAGUAAGCUUUGAAGCUUUUUUUUUUUUUCAACCCAUAUUUAUUGAGAGAAAUCCUUCCCCCGACUCUUCGACUGCUCGAGCAGUAUCAGUUGUUAGCUAUGGAGCAUCUGAUCCCGGUCAUUAACAAAUUACAGGAUGUCUUCAAUACAGUCGGUUCGGAAACCAUUCAACUUCCACAGAUCGUGGUGAUCGGAAGUCAGAGUUCUGGUAAAAGCUCUGUUUUGGAGAGUUUGGUAGGGAAAGAUUUUCUACCUCGGGGAUCUGGUAUAGUCACCAGACGGCCUCUUGUUCUUCAAUUGAUACACAUAGGUAAAGCUGAAAUUGAAACUCGGCGACAAGAAUCAACCGAUGGAGAACAUAUUGAAGAAUGGGGCAAAUUCCUUCACACCAAAAACAAAAUCUACGGCGAUUUUGAAGAAAUUCGACAGGAAAUUCGAGCUGAGACAGAACGGAUGACAGGGACAAAUAAGGGCAUCUCACAGGAUGCCAUUCACUUAAGGAUUUAUUCUGCUAGUGUUGUUAAUUUAACACUGGUUGACUUGCCAGGCAUUACCAAAGUACCCGUAGGAGACCAACCCGAGGAUAUUGAAAUGCAGAUUAAAGAGAUGUGUAUGAAGUAUAUCAGCAACCCCAACUCGAUAAUUCUGUCAGUAACUGCUGCUAACACCGACAUGGCUACCUCUGAAUCCUUGGCUCUUGCUCGGGAAGUUGAUCCUGAAGGUCGACGUACUUUGGCUGUUAUUACUAAACUAGACCUUAUGGAUGCUGGUACUGAUGCUAUGGAAGUACUCUGUGGACAUGUGAUACCUGUUAAGCUUGGUAUUAUUGGUGUGGUGAACAGGAGUCAAGCAGACCUCAAUAAUCAGAAGAAUAUGGCAGAUUGUCUUCGUGAUGAAGCUUCCUUUCUCCAACGGAAAUAUCCCUCAAUAGCCAACCGAAAUGGUUCUAUGCAUCUUGCAAAGACCCUCAACAGAUUACUUAUGCACCAUAUCCGAGAUUGCUUACCAGAAUUGAAAACCAGGGUUAAUGUCCUAAUUGCUCAGUUCCAGAGUUUAUUGAAUUCAUUCGGAGAACCAGUGGAAGAUAAAGGCCAGUUACUCCUGCAAAUCAUCACCAGGUUUGCUUCUGCUUAUUGUAAUACAAUUGAAGGGACAGCUAAAAAUAUUGAAACCACAGAAUUAUGUGGUGGUGCAAGGAUUUGUUAUAUUUUCCAUGAGACCUUUGGUCGCACUUUAGAAUCAGUUGACCCUCUUGGUGGUCUUACCACACUGGAUGUACUCACUGCCAUUAGGAAUGCCACUGGACCCAGGCCAUCUUUAUUUGUUCCUGAAAUCUCAUUUGAAUUGUUAGUGAAACGUCAAAUUCGUAGACUGGAAGAGCCAAGUUUACGCUGUGUGGAACUUGUUCAUGAGGAGAUGCAAAGAAUCAUUCAACAUUGUGGAACACAGCAAGAAAUGUUGCGGUUUCCGAAAUUACAUGAAAGAAUAGUGGAUGUUGUUACAUAUUUACUUCGGCGCCGUCUACCACCAACCAAUGCAAUGGUAGAAAACCUUGUUGCUGUCGAGCUUGCUUACAUCAACACUAAACAUCCAGAUUUCACAGAGGCUAACUUAGUUCACAAGACAGCUGUAGAAGACACUCAGGAUAGGCGACUGGUUAAAGACAGUGGUACUCCAGCUAAGACGGCGCCAAUACCUGAUGUGACAGAAAUUAGAGAAAAUAAAGAGCUUAAAGUUGUAGACUCAGUCAAUAAAAAAGUUCAGUUUUCUUCUACUGUCCACCCAUCCAAGCCAUCUCUCCCAAAGGAGGGAAGUUCUGUACCCUUAGUUGAUGCUAAUUCCUUGGACAAAACUGAUGUAGGGUCCCUACCCGCUACUAAUGGCAGUCGCUGGAUCUCCUCAUGGGUGAAAAGCAAUAGGAUUGAAAUGCUAGUGGCCGAUGACUGCUCCGAGCGCAGUGUGGCAUCUUCACGGCCCAGUAGUGCCCCUGGCAGUGCUGUCCAGUCGCCUGUGCACCAGAAGAAAAGCCUGAAUCUCUUACCCGAGGUGCCCACAAUUACACCCAUGAGAAAGCUGUCUGCCCGAGAGCAAAGAGAUUGUACUGUUAUAGAACGUCUUAUCAAAGCUUACUUCUUGAUUGUCCGUAAGAGUAUACAAGACAGUGUACCGAAAGCUAUUAUGCACUUUUUAGUUAAUUACGUCAAGGACAACUUACAGAGUGAGCUCGUUAGUCAAUUAUACAAGAAGGAAGAGAUCGACACCUUACUGGAUGAGUCCGAACACAUUGCUACCCGGAGAAAAGAAGGUCACGAAAUGUUACAAGCUUUACAACGUGCUAGCCAGAUCAUUAGUGAAAUCCGUGAGAUUCACCUAUGGUGACCAGCUGCCUUCUUAUAGUUGCACAAUCCUUUACAGUCUAUCAGGAGUAACAUGGGGACAGGCUGGCUGCUGUUGCCGCUUUCAUCACACCACCAAAGUCGAGCUUCGGAGUCUAUUGUCGGUUCUUUACUUCAUCAGCCUCACUUUCGUCUUCUGCUCUCCGAAAAAAUGUUUUUCUCUUCCUCUCUCUCUCUCUUGCUCUUUUUUCUCUUUCUUUCUUUUUUUUUUUUUGUACUCUGUACUGACAAAACGUUGUCUUGUGCUCACUAACUCCGUAAUGGAUGCAGGAUCCUCAUUGACCAGCCGAGUGACAGACCCAAUCAGUGUCCAGUUUCAGGGAAAAAAAAAAACAAAGAAUAAACAAAAACAUCUGCUUUCCUUACUGUUGGUAUAAACUGCAGUUUUCUGCUGCCAGCAACAACUGACAAGAGGACACAUGCAACAGUAGCAACAACAAUGUAUAACACAUUCUUCCCGCCCACCCACCCAUCCUCACCCACCAGAAAAUACAAAAAAAAAUAAAGAUGAAAUAGAUUUUUUUUUUUUUUCAAAAUUUUUUUCAGGGUGACAUUCCUAAUGAAACAUUAAUGUUGUUUUUUUGUUGUUUUUUUUUACUUGUUUCUUUGUUUUAGUCAAAAACAAACAUUCUUUUACACCCACCAAAAUUCAAUAAAGGUACAUCGUCUAUCUAGCUACUGUAGGUAGGUAGAUAGAGAAAUAGAUAUAUCGGAUAGAUAUUUCUUUUUAAUAUUUCCCUCCCCCCUCUCCAAUCACCCCCCCCACCUACAUUCUGUAAAAAAAAAUAAGAAAAAAAAAGCAACAAAAAGACAACAGUUCUGUUAUCCUAUCAACUAGCAAUAUAUUAUGGCAUGUAAUUUAAUCAAAUGAACUUGAAUUGAUUCUUGUUGUUAAA
Octopus sinensis (East Asian common octopus) is the source of this 3713-nucleotide messenger RNA. Its product is annotated as dynamin-1-like protein. Gene Ontology annotation, cellular component: cytoplasm; microtubule; mitochondrion. The record is from RefSeq and is a predicted model, not a curated record. Lineage: Eukaryota; Metazoa; Mollusca; Cephalopoda; Octopoda; Octopodidae. The transcript has 17 exons. Bases 521 to 2800 code for a protein of 759 amino acids. Gene Ontology annotation, biological process: mitochondrial fission. Gene Ontology annotation, molecular function: GTP binding; GTPase activity; microtubule binding.